GUGACUCGCCGGGUAUUUUAACCCGGCCCAGCCCGCUAAGCACCGGAAGUGGAAUACAGAGGUGCGCCGGAAGUAAGGUACAGAAGUGCGCCGGAAGUGGGGUGCGGAGGUGUGCCGCGCGCUGUCAGACUGGCUCGCAGGCGGCGCGGCCGGCGGACGCGUUCGAGACUGCGCGGGCGUCUCGUGUCCCCUGGGGCUCCGCAGCAGAACAACACCAUGGACAAAAUGGAGUUAAUUGAAUACUUUAAGUCUCAGAUGAAAGAAGAUCCUGACAUGGCCUCAGCAGUGGCUGCCAUCCGGACGUUGCUGGAGUUUUUGAAGAGAGAUAAAGGGGAGACAAUCCAGGGCCUGAGGGCGAAUCUUACCAGUGCCAUAGAAACCCUGUGUGGUGUGGACUCCUCCGUGGCAGUGUCCUCUGGCGGGGAGCUCUUCCUUCGCUUCAUCAGCCUUACCUCCCUGGAAUACUCCGAUUACUCCAAAUGUAAAAAGAUCAUGAUCGAACGGGGAGAACUUUUUCUCAGGAGAAUAUCACUGUCAAGAAACAAAAUUGCAGAUCUGUGCCACACUUUCAUCAAAGACGGGGCGAGAAUAUUGACUCAUGCCUACUCCAGAGUGGUCCUCAGAGUCCUGGAAGCAGCCGUGGCAGCCAAGAAGCGAUUCAGUGUAUACGUCACAGAGUCCCAGCCUGAUUUGUCAGGUAAGAAAAUGGCCAAAGCCCUCUGCCACCUCAACGUCCCUGUCACUGUGGUGCUGGAUGCUGCUGUUGGCUACAUCAUGGAGAAGGCAGAUCUUGUCAUAGUUGGUGCUGAAGGAGUCGUUGAAAACGGAGGAAUUAUUAACAAGAUUGGAACCAACCAGAUGGCCGUGUGUGCCAAGGCACAGAACAAACCUUUCUAUGUGGUUGCAGAAAGUUUCAAGUUUGUCCGGCUCUUUCCACUAAACCAGCAAGAUGUCCCAGAUAAGUUUAAGUAUAAGGCAGAUACUCUCAAGGUCGCACAGACUGGACAAGACCUUAAAGAGGAGCAUCCGUGGGUCGACUACACCGCCCCUUCCUUAAUCACCCUGCUGUUUACCGACCUGGGUGUGCUGACACCCUCAGCAGUCAGUGACGAGCUCAUCAAGCUCUAUCUGUAACCUGGGGGCCCUCUGCUGCCAAGGUGUGAGUAGCUGCUUGACACCCCAAGUGAGCAAGGCCAAAACUGAGAUGUGUUUUAAUGAAGAUUUAUGGCCUAAGGACUUAAAAUCAAUCAUCCAUCUUGGAGAACCUUUCUUACUCAUUGCAUUUCCAUCUAAGAAUGUGUCAGUUAUUCCAAAACCCAACCUAAAUUGUUCUUACGCUUUCUAGAAACUUUCAUUUUCUGUUUCCAGAAAUACAAGUUAGAUUAUUGGCUACUUACCUGAUGAAAGAUGAACCCAAGUCCACCUCUCUUCAUCCUCCCCUGCACUCGACUGAUCUGCCAAAAGCACUGACAUGCAGGCCAAAAGGCAGCCACACCCCUCUGCAACAAACGACCAACGGCAGGCCAGGACAUGUCACACGUGGUGCCUUGUGAGAGGCAAGAAACACCUGCUGAAUCUGCAUCUGGCUUCCCGUGGUGAGCACAUUCCUCAACAGGAUCAAGCCAAACGGCAAAAACUACCAAGAGAACACGAGGAAGUCCGAAGCCGCAUUUAGCCGUGGUACUCCACGUGGCUCACCACUUAGGAUAAUGCUUUCUGGAAGAUUUGUAAACUGCAACUCUGUGUAUGGAAGAGAUCUUUAAAUGUUUGGGUCCUAAACAGCUUUUUAAAAUUAUACUUGGAAACAAACUCAGUAUCUUUUCAAAUACAUUCUAUGAAAGAC
Molecule: messenger RNA, 1843 nt
Organism: Saimiri boliviensis boliviensis (Bolivian squirrel monkey)
Lineage: Eukaryota; Metazoa; Chordata; Mammalia; Primates; Cebidae
Source: RefSeq, a predicted model, not a curated record